CUGGGUCGAUGCCAGGCCAGGCCCAUAAAUAGGGGUCUUCCCAGCUGCUCUGUCACUUGCCCUCUGCUUCUCUCUCUUGUCCAUCUCAGCCUCUAGUACCUGGACCGGGAUCUCCUCAGUCCUCGGCUCAGUGGCAAAAUGAUGGCUAUGGGUCUCCUGUGGAUGGGGCUAGCCUUGCUCCAGGCCCUAGAGACCCAGGGCCAGGCCCAGGAAUCCCCCCAGGAGAUCCCAGUUCAGCCUGACUUCCUAGAGGACAAGUUUGUAGGGACGUGGUACAGCGUGGGACUGGCCUCUACCUUCCCCUGGUUCCUGAAAAAGAAGGCAGAGCUGAUGAUGUGCAAGACUGUCCUGACUCCGGAAGCUGAUGGAACAGUCAACUUCACUGCCACCUUCGUCAGCAACAAUCAGUGUGAGACUCGCACCUCCCUCCUGAGGAAGACCCAGCAGCCAGGACACUAUGUUUACAAAAGCCUCAAGUGGGGGAGUGAACACAACAUCUUUGUGGUGGAAACCAACUAUGAGGAGUACUCCCUGCUCUAUACCACUAAAACCAAAGGCAACAGUAACUUCAACAUGGCAACUCUCUACAGCAGAACCAAGGAUGUGAGACCUGAGCUGAAGGAGAGGUUCAUCAGCUUUGCCAAGUCCCAUGGCUUCACAGAAGACACCAUUGUCAUCCUGCCCAAAACUGAUCAGUGUAUCGAUGAAAACUAAAUCCUGCACAUGCCUUAAUCACCCCCUUGGACCUCAGGCUCUUCUCUAGAAAGUCUCAGCUCCAUGGACCCCUGGCUGGCAGGAUCUUUCUGCCUGGUGCCACUGCCUCCAGCUUUGCGCUUCUAUACUGACCCCAUCAAAUAAAUAAAUGGAGUACUGA
This is a messenger RNA of Antechinus flavipes (yellow-footed antechinus), 874 nucleotides long. It is a transcript of the gene PTGDS, whose product is annotated as prostaglandin D2 synthase. NCBI's taxonomy places the organism in Eukaryota, Metazoa, Chordata, Mammalia, Dasyuromorphia, Dasyuridae. The transcript is spliced from 7 exons. Gene Ontology annotation, molecular function: small molecule binding. Bases 139 to 714 code for a protein of 191 amino acids. The record is from RefSeq and is a predicted model, not a curated record.